Molecule: messenger RNA, 1161 nt
Organism: Prunus armeniaca (apricot)
Lineage: Eukaryota; Viridiplantae; Streptophyta; Magnoliopsida; Rosales; Rosaceae
Source: the annotation of a GenBank genome assembly
AUGAGGAGGACCGGCACUCUCCUCGUCUCCCUCAUCCUCUUCCUUAUAUUCCCUCUUCAAUCAAUUCUUGCUUUUAAUUCUUCCACCACCCAAAUCUUGCAGGAUGUGUUAAAGAAAAUAUCGGCCAAGCACAAGUGGUAUUUGCAGGACAUCAGGGUUUCGAGGUUGGAUGCCAGCAGGGUUCGCUUCGGGAGCGCCCAGCGAUAUGAGUUCCGGGUCGGAUUCGGGAAGAUCCCCGUAGGGGUCUUGUUCUCCGACGACGUCUCUUCCUGGAAAAAGUUCAGGCAACCCAGAACCCAUUUCGGCUCUCUCGUUAAGGAGCUCAGCUCCAUGGCUGUAGUUGACACCUUCAAAGUGGAGGGUCCCUUUGAGUUACGGGUCGGCGGCACCCAUCACUUCUCCCUUUCAUUGCCGAUGAACACUACAUAUAGUGGGUUUAAAAGGGUUCUUGUUGGUAAAGGCAUCACUGUUGAAGUAAGUGGAGCUAUAGAAGUCUCUGUGUUUCAUGCAUCUGAUCUUGGUUUAUCAUCAAAGGGAAGUGGUGCUAUUGGCAAGGAGAAAAGUGAGUUUUGGCCUAUUUGGCAUUCGUACUGCACACCAUUAUUUCCUAUUCGUGUUUUAGGGCCUGCAACGUUGGUUGCAUACAAGACUCGAAAUCCUGAUGCCCACAUUGAGACCAAAUUUAUGUCCAAGGAGAUAAUUGAGUUCUUGCCAGAGAAGUGCUACAGAAGCCAUGCUUACAAGAAGCGGGCUUGCCCCAUUGAUUCUCUACGUUCGAGGAUAUCUAUGCUGGAAAGAAUUUGGAAAAGCUUUCUUGGUGAUAGAAUUCGCCAAAGCGGUUUGUCAGGAUUUGUUGAAGGGAAAAUCAAAGCUUCAACUGUUGUCCGUUUCAAGGUUGAGCUCGAAAGGGAAUUUCGGAGGAAUGGUGCACUCCGGGGCAAGGCAGGAUGGAGAACUAGGCCCACUGUUGAACGGGUUUGGUUUGAAGUUUUGGCAAGAGUGGAAUUUGGGAGGGUGAAGCCUCUCUUGGUUAAAAAGAUUAGGCCCUUCAUUGCAGCAGAUUCGGUUGCGUGGAGUAGUUUGAUGUCCAAUAUUUCCUUCACCAAGUCCUCAUCUGUCCUUGUACCUUCUGAGGCGCUAACGUUGGAUGUGAAGUGGUAG